Molecule: messenger RNA, 2212 nt
Organism: Didymodactylos carnosus
Lineage: Eukaryota; Metazoa; Rotifera; Eurotatoria; Philodinida; Philodinidae
Source: the annotation of a GenBank genome assembly
AGUCAAACUUAAUUUCUUACUUAACUUAAAGUUACCUGAAUAGGUGACUUAAGUCAAUAAUUUGGUCUUAUUUCUCAUAACUGAACGUCUUUUCUCAAUUAUAUUUGAAAAUUUGCCAAAGAGAACUGCAGAUUGGUAACACCAUCAACUAAAACUCUUAAUUCCUUUGCAUGAAAGUUUUUACUCCGUAAUUUCUCUUCUUCUUUGUUUUUUACAUUUUCCAUCUAAGAGGUGAAUAAAAUUCAAUAUAAAGAAACUUUUAAAAGCAUUCUGUAAUAUCGAUCGGUUUCUACAUACAUAUGAGAUUGAUAAGGUAUGAUUUUCACGGUAACAGUAGUACACGCUUUAUAUUUAAUAGAAAUGGAAACCGUAUAACCAAAAACACGGCGUUUGGAUCUAAGGAANAGACAAACAACAAAGUGAACUAGCGAAAGGAUAAAAGAUCAAAGUUUAUUCUUCCAAAAACUCUAUUAAAAGCGUCGUAUUUUUGAAUAAAUUUCUAAAAUUCACAAAAAAAUCCGAUCGCGCGUCCACACGUUACUUGCAAUAUCAUUAUGAGCAGCUUUAUUUCUCUAAAAUUUUCUCCUUAGUGAUAGCUAAAUAUAUGAUGGUAAUGCACUUAAAGUGCAUUCGUUUUGACUUAAGUCAAAUUCUUUACUUAGCUGCUAACUCGAACUUAAGUUGUGUUUUUUGAAACAGACUUCAGUGAAAAAUUAAGUUUGACUUAAGUGGCACUUAACUUUAACUUAGUUUUGGACUUAAGUCAUUCACUUAAGGGUCCCCCCCUCAGAAAUAAUCUCCGACACCAUACAUCCGAUCUUGACGAAACUUCGCCAAAUGUUUGGCUUAGUGAGUUACGAGAAUGAAAAGUUUUUUUUGUCUCCAAGUCUUACCGUCUAGGAGUUUUCUAGAGAUCAAGGUUCAAAAAGGACCCUGAAGUGUUUCCCAAAAUUUUUUAAUAUACUUCGAGCUGGAGAGUUCGGGUUUGUUUUGUUUUAAACUAGACACCUAACUACAUCGUCUGACCGGCGCCGAUUUUUCGUCUCAAAAGGUUCUUUUUAAGAGAAUAAAGAAGAAAAAUACAAGUCUCGUUAAAAUAUAUAAUUACUGAAAAUCUCAGCUCGUCCCGCGAAACCUCAGAUCUAAUAAUCGCCUCCGUCUGCUAGCUAGGAAAGCCAUAUGUUGUGUUGGUCAGUCCAGUGACUAGAUCUUGUUAUAAGAUAAUGUAAAAUCUUAUGAAACCUUGUAACGUCUUGUUGUAAGAUCUUCCACGAUCUGAUUAUAAGAAGUGACAAGAUCUUGUAAGAUCUUAUAUGACCUGGUGACAAGAAAAUGCAUAGAAUUCAAUAACGUCUCGUACAAGAUUUUGUAAGAUCUUACAAGAUCAUAUGAAUUCUUGUCAUAAGAUCUCAUAAGAUCGAUCACUCAUCUCUACCACAUAAAUUUUGCGACGAUACAUAGUAUAUAUAUAACAUUUUGUGGAGAGAAUCUGCGACACAAUUUACUGCGAUAUAUAAAUGCGACACAUUAUUUUUUACUGUAAUUCUUUGUUGACAUAUUUAUGUUAUCUAGUAUACAAGAACCAAACGACUGGAAGUGUACAUGUGGUGAGAUCAAUUUUAGGUCUCGCCCAGUUUGCCGUAAAUGUUCUAACAAUAAAAAUUCCGUCGUCCCUCAAGUCCAACGAAAACCAGGGGAUUGGAAUUGUUCUUGUGGGCAGCUAAAUUUUGCAUCUCGAACAUCUUGCUUCAAAUGUAAUAAAAGUAAACAGAUUACUCCCUCUACAUCACAAAUCGCAGCGCCACAACAAUCCGCAGGGGACUGGACUUGUGAUACGUGUGGGAAUUUGAAUUGGGCCGUACGUCUCGCGUGCAAUAAAUGUGGUAAGAACAGAACGGAAGUGUACAACCACCCAAGUACACCGAUAUCUCGUAAACCAGGCGAUUGGAAUUGUGAAGGAUGCCAACAUGAUAAUUUUGGUUCACGUGUUGUUUGUCGUCAAUGUGGUGCUGCUCGACCACAAAAUGAAAAAUCGACUGAGCAUGUUAGUGGUGAUUGUGUUGUUUGCUUUGAUAAACCAAUCGACUCUGUGAUAACGACAUGUGGACAUUCGGCAUUGUGUUUAGAAUGUGGCAAGAAAAUUACACAAUGUCCUAUAUGCCGGCAAAAUUAUACUUCUGAUCAAAUAAUUAAAUUUUAUAACGUACAUUAA